CACUGAGCGCCGCUGGGCAUCACUGCAGUGCUCACCGGAGACAGAUCGCAGAGUCAGAUCACAUUCCAGCUCUUCCCAUACCUCGAUUUCUGUUGCUAUGGAGACUUCCAACGGGACUGAGACCUGGUACAAGAGCCUCCACGCUGUGCUAAAGGCUCUGAACACAACCCUUCACAGUCACUUGCUCUGCCGGCCUGGGCCAGGGCCAGGGUCAGGAACAGGGCCAGACAAUCAAACAGAGGAUCAUCGGGCUAGCCUUCCCGGCCGUAAUGACAACUCCUACAUGUAUAUUCUUUUUGUCAUGUUCCUAUUCGCUGUCACUGUGGGCAGUCUCAUCCUGGGAUAUACCCGUUCACGCAAAGUGGACAAACGUAGUGACCCCUAUCAUGUGUACAUCAAAAACCGUGUGUCUAUGAUCUGAUGUGAGGUGCCUGAGGACAAUGGAAGAUUAUGAUGUCUGAGGAUUGUCUUCUUGGGUCUCCGGAACUCAUCUCGACCCUAUCAAGCCACAGUACCUCUGUCUAUACAAGAUCAACGAGAAAUUGGUAAGAGAGUUAGGUCAUCACUGGGACCAGAGAAGAGGGGCUGAUAGGCCUGGUCUUCUGGAUGAGACAUUUUUCUAGACACAGAUGCGCAUUAUAAACUCAGAGCCCGUGAGCACACAUAUAAAAGUAUGGACAACCAACAAGUAGGAGAGGAAGCUGUGGUGAAGGGAAAUGGAGCAGGAAAAUGCUCUGGAAAUAUAAUCUUUUAAUGUAUGAUCUUUAACAUGAGAGAUCUUGAUAAAACAGAGAAUGCUACUUACUUGUAUCGAUUCAAAGUUUGUUCUUUAAAUAGCCUUAAUAUUUGUGGGUUUUGCCUCAUCUGCCAAGAAAACGGAACAAGUCCUAUGACUGGAAUCCAGGAACUCUGGUCAUUUCUUCUAGGACUUUUCAAUCCCACGUCGGGUAAGAUCCAGGCCAGAAGAACAUUCGGCCGAGCACAAUGAUGCAUGUCUACAAUUGUAGUGCUCAAGAGGCUGAGUGGGGAGGAUCAUUUGAGUUCAAGAGUUCAAGACCAGACUACUCAAGCUCUAUCUUGGAAGGGACUUGGUGGGGGCUGUUGAGAAAUAUCUUACUUUUACAAAUAUUACCAAAGACACGUCACUGUGCUAACGUA
This is a messenger RNA of Rattus norvegicus (Norway rat), 1158 nucleotides long. RefSeq names its product potassium voltage-gated channel subfamily E regulatory subunit 3 (gene Kcne3). Gene Ontology annotation, cellular component: membrane; perikaryon; vesicle. Lineage: Eukaryota; Metazoa; Chordata; Mammalia; Rodentia; Muridae. The transcript is spliced from 2 exons. Bases 98 to 421 code for a protein of 107 amino acids. Gene Ontology annotation, biological process: intracellular chloride ion homeostasis; potassium ion transmembrane transport; regulation of heart rate by cardiac conduction. Gene Ontology annotation, molecular function: voltage-gated potassium channel activity; potassium channel regulator activity. The record is from RefSeq and is marked provisional.